This is a messenger RNA of Thlaspi arvense, 810 nucleotides long. Lineage: Eukaryota; Viridiplantae; Streptophyta; Magnoliopsida; Brassicales; Brassicaceae. The record is from the annotation of a GenBank genome assembly.
GCUCGUUUGAUUAUAUAAUUACCAAUUUAACCCUCUCGCCGCGUUUCUUCAUCCUUAGUUUCGCUAUCCCAAUCGUCUCUGUCUUUCUCUAUCUCCCACACAUCUUUUAUAUUUCAAUUUCGAGAUCUCUUUGACAACAACAACAAAUAAACGUCCCACCGAACACAGAGAGCGCCCCCAACAAAUCCUUCUUCUUCUUCCUCCUGUGCAGCAUUUUUGGGUUUUGGUGGCGUUGAGACAUCAUAAUGUCUAGCGUAGAGGACUUGAAAGAGAAACCAGUAGCCAAUGAGGCAGAGAAGUCAAUGCCAUCAUCACAGCAGGAGGAAGCUGCUAUCAAGAAUAAGUAUGGAGGGCUCAUGCCAAAGAAACCACCUCUCAUUUCCAAGGAUCAUGAGCGAGCAUACUUUGACUCAGCUGAUUGGGCUCUUGGAAAGCAAGGUGUAGCGAAGCCAAAGGGACCCCUGGAAGCUCUUCGUCCCAAGUUACAGCCAACGCAGCAACAGACGCGUUACAGGAAGUCUCCAUGUGCUCCAUCCGAAGGUGGUGAAGACGGAGGAGCUGCUCAGGCCGAGGGAGUUUCCGGCAACGAGGAGUAGGGAGAGAGAGUGAGAGAGAGAGGGAGAAAUGUGGGAACUCUUGUGUAAGAACUCUGUUAUAAUCGGAUAUUCUGUGUCCAUUUGAAACAACAGAUAUGGUUUUCAUUAAAUCUCAACUUAAUCGCAUAUCAUCUCUAAGUUCCAGAUAUUAUAUUUUACCCUUUCGAUCUGGAAUCUUUGUUAAUACCUAAUUGAAAAUGAUGCUAAACAUGCG